Budorcas taxicolor (takin) is the source of this 543-nucleotide messenger RNA. RefSeq names its product ribonuclease A family member 12 (inactive) (gene RNASE12). NCBI's taxonomy places the organism in Eukaryota, Metazoa, Chordata, Mammalia, Artiodactyla, Bovidae. Gene Ontology annotation, molecular function: nucleic acid binding. The record is from RefSeq and is a predicted model, not a curated record. Bases 1 to 543 code for a protein of 180 amino acids. The transcript is spliced from 2 exons.
AUGCGUUCUCUCCACUGGUGGCCUCUACACAGCCAAACUUCUGACGUGGCAGCUGAAGGCAUCCACAGAAUUAGACCAAAACAUGUGAAAGAUCUCAUACCUCUGAUGAUACUAAUGGUGAUAAUCUUCCUGGUGCUUCUGUUCUGGGAAAAUGAGCUGGAUGAGGAAGCAACGGCGGCCACUUUAGAGCAGUUGCAUGUGGAUUACCCUCAGAGUGACAUUCCGAUAAGGUACUGCAACCACAUGGUCAUACAAAGAGUCAUCAAGGAACCCAACAACACCUGCAAAAAAGAACAUUUCUUCAUCCAUGAGAGGCCUCGAAAUAUCAAUAGUGUUUGCAAUUCUCCCAGGAGGGUGACUUGCCAAAACUAUGCCCCCAGUCUCUGCUUCUUGAGUGAAAUCAAGUUCAAAAUGACAGUCUGUAAGCUCACUGAAGGCACCAGAUAUCCUGCCUGCAACUACCGUGUUUUCGCCACAGAGGGGUUUAUUGUUGUCACUUGUGAUGACAUGGGGCCAGCUAAAAUCCAGAGAUACACUGAAUAA